This is a messenger RNA of Penicillium canariense, 2016 nucleotides long. Its product is annotated as F-box/WD repeat-containing protein. The transcript has 2 exons. Gene Ontology annotation, molecular function: protein binding. The record is from RefSeq and is a predicted model, not a curated record. The coding region runs from base 1 to 2016 and encodes 671 amino acids. Lineage: Eukaryota; Fungi; Ascomycota; Eurotiomycetes; Eurotiales; Aspergillaceae.
AUGGAGUCGACGCCGAAAUUAUCGUCGACUGUGACGGACUUGACGGCCAGAACGCGAAAAGAUGGAAUGACCGCUGAUUCCAAUUGCUUCCCACCCCAUGAUACCAACGACACCGCCACCAGCGACGCUCUGACGGAACUGGCGAAGCAGAAUGUCGCACCAUUCCUCGCCAAGUACCAUCCACGGCAAUAUGCGCCCCUGCGAUCGGAGGACGGCACACCCUCGGUGCCGCGGACGGGAAAUGCAGGCUACUGUUAUCGUCACCAGCCUGACUCGAAGUGCAGACGCCAGGCGGAUGAACAAUCCAUGCGCCAGUUACAGCGGGAACUGGAAACGCUUCCCCAGAGUGAUCAGCAGGGUAUUGCUCAUGUCUGGUCGCUCUUCUCUGCCGCCCCCGCCAAGCAGCGCAAGCUGAUGCUGCAAGGCAUUUUAGCCCAGUGCUGCUUCCCUCAGCUUUCCUUCAUCUCCGCCAGUGUCCGAGAACUCAUCCGCAUCGAUUUCCUUGCCGCCCUCCCCCCGGAGCUUUCGUUCAAGAUUCUCCGAUACCUCGACACCGCCUCCCUCUGCCGCGCCGCACAAGUAUCCCAUCGAUGGAGAGCUCUUGCUGAUGACGACGUUGUCUGGCACCGGAUGUGCGAGCAACACAUUCGCCGGAAGUGCAACAAGUGUGGCUGGGGCUUACCUUUGCUGGAUCGCAAGCGUUUGCGGGAGUCAAAGCGCGAAAUCGAGUUGCGUGCGACCAACUGGGGCAACCAGUCCUCCAACCACUCGGGCGAAGGUGCCCCCAAUGACACCUGUUCAGUGGUGGAACUUCCUACCGGCGGAAAGCGCAAGAUUGAUGCCGACGACCAAAGCUGUGCUAUGAUUAAACGCCACUGCAUUUCGCCAGCGUACAAGCCCGAGCCGGAUGACGAUUACUUCAAGACACGGUAUCGACCUUGGAAAGACGUCUAUCGCGAUCGCUUUGUCGUUGGCAUGAACUGGAAGCACCGACGCUGCUCGGUUAAGGUUUUCCGAGGUCACACCGACAGCGUGAUGUGCCUGCAGUUCGAGGACAACAUCUUGAUGACUGGCUCGUACGAUGCGACUAUCAAAAUCUGGGAUAUGGAGACUGGAGAGGAGCUGCGGACCCUCCGGGGACAUACUGCUGGCGUGCGCUGUUUACAAUUUGAUGAUACCAAAUUGAUCACAGGCAGCCUCGAUCGCAGCAUCAGGGUGUGGAACUGGCGCACCGGCGAAUGCCUCUCCAAGUAUAACGGCCACACAGAGGCGGUCAUUGGCCUCCACUUCGAUGCCACUCUCCUUGCGUCCGCCUCGGUUGAUCGGACUGUCAAGAUCUGGAACUUCAAGGACAAGUCGACAUUUGUUCUGCCUCAUCCCGAGGGUGUCAACGCCGUCAAGAUAGACACCACCUCCCGUACCGUUCUGACUGCGUGUGAUGACGGCGCAGCACGUCUGUGGGAUCUUGAUACCAAGACUUGCAUCCGCGUUUUCCACAAUCAUAUCGGUGCGGUGCAACAAGUCAUUCCGUUGCCGCGUGAGAUCGAACUGGAGAACCAUCUCGCCGACUGCGAAAAUGACCAUUUCAGUACCUCCUCCCAGAACGAUGACGCGGUCAACAUCCUCUCGCCUCUCCUGGGGCACAAGUCUCUAUCCCUACAACCUUCACCCUUUGGCUCUUCUUUCGACCAGGAUCAGGAUCGCUUGGAACCCCCGCGCUACAUCAUCACCAGCGGUGUCGACGCGACUAUUCGGCUGUGGGAAACCAACACUGGCAGAUGCCUGCGCACCUUCUUCGGGCACCUGGAGGGCAUCUGGGCAUUGUCAGCCGAUACCUUACGCAUUGCCUCGGGCGGCAUGGACCGAAUGGUCAAGAUCUGGGACCCUCGCAUCCCGACAUGUCAAGACACUUAUGAAGGCCACUCUGCCGCUGUCAAUUGCAUCGGGCUUAGUGAUAGUCGCUUCGUCACAGGUGGUGACGAUUAUCACGUCCGCAUGUAUGACUUCCGGGCCUAA